UAAAAAAAAAAAAAACCCGCGCACACAGACACACACCACUGGCGACAGGGGAGAGAGUUGAAAAGACGCAGGAGAGAGGCAGGAGGCGGCGGGGAGGGAGCCAUGGGAGCGGGCAGCGGGCAGGUUUCCGCGCAAAUCCCCCUCCGGCCCCGCGGCGCCUCGCCGGCCCCGGCAGGGGAGCGCCGAGCCGGGCGAGCAGAUGGAGGAGCGGAGCCCGCUCUAGGCAGCGGGCUUGGCCGAGGAAUGGAGGAGCCGCCGAGCCACCGGCUGAUUGGAAGAGAAACGCAGAGCGAUGGAGGCGGGGGUAGGAGGACGGUUUCUCUGCGGGGACUGGCGGCGGCGGCGUCUGCGCCCGGGUCGGGCGCCGCAGAGCUUGGCUGGCUUUCAACCCGCGCUCGCCGGCUCCAGCCCCGCGCCCCCACCCCCAGCCCUCCCAGCGGCUCCGCAGGGUGAGGCGGCUCAGACCCCGGGGUGCCCGGCCAGCGCGACCGACCGAGGAGGUGGCUGGACGGCCGAAGAAUGAACGGAGAAGCCGACUGCCCCACAGACCUGGAAAUGGCCGCCCCCAAAGGCCAAGACCGCUGGUCCCAGGAAGAUAUGCUGACUUUAUUGGAAUGCAUGAAGAACAACCUCCCAUCCAACGACAGCUCCAAGUUCAAAACUACCGAAUCACACAUGGACUGGGAAAAAGUAGCAUUUAAAGACUUUUCCGGAGACAUGUGCAAACUGAAAUGGGUGGAGAUCUCCAACGAGGUGAGGAAGUUCCGUACGUUGACAGAAUUGAUCCUUGACGCUCAGGAACACGUCAAAAACCCUUACAAGGGAAAAAAACUCAAGAAACACCCGGACUUCCCAAAGAAGCCCCUAACCCCUUAUUUCCGCUUCUUCAUGGAGAAGCGGGCCAAGUACGCCAAACUGCACCCCGAGAUGAGCAACCUGGACCUGACCAAGAUUCUGUCCAAGAAAUACAAGGAGCUUCCGGAGAAGAAGAAGAUGAAAUAUAUUCAGGACUUCCAGAGGGAGAAACAGGAGUUCGAGCGGAACUUAGCCCGAUUCAGGGAGGACCACCCCGACCUAAUCCAGAAUGCCAAGAAGUCGGACAUCCCCGAGAAACCCAAAACCCCCCAGCAGCUGUGGUACACCCACGAGAAGAAGGUGUACCUCAAAGUGCGGCCAGAUGCCACUACGAAGGAGGUGAAGGACUCCCUGGGCAAGCAGUGGUCUCAGCUCUCGGACAAAAAGAGGCUGAAAUGGAUUCAUAAGGCCCUGGAGCAGCGGAAGGAGUACGAGGAGAUCAUGCGCGACUAUAUCCAGAAACACCCCGAGCUGAACAUCAGCGAGGAGGGCAUCACCAAGUCCACCCUCACCAAGGCCGAACGCCAGCUCAAGGACAAGUUUGACGGGCGACCCACCAAACCACCUCCGAACAGCUACUCGCUGUAUUGCGCAGAGCUGAUGGCCAACAUGAAGGACGUGCCCAGCACGGAGCGCAUGGUGCUGUGCAGCCAGCAGUGGAAGCUGCUGUCGCAGAAGGAGAAGGACGCCUAUCACAAGAAGUGUGACCAGAAAAAGAAAGAUUACGAAGUGGAACUGCUCCGUUUCUUAGAGAGCCUGCCCGAGGAGGAGCAGCAGCGGGUCCUGGGGGAGGAGAAGAUGCUGAGCAUCAACAAGAAGCCCGCCACCAGCCCGGCCUCCAAGAAGCCAGCCCAGGACGGGGGCAAGGGUGGCUCCGAGAAGCCCAAGAGGCCCGUCUCAGCCAUGUUCAUCUUCUCCGAAGAGAAGCGGCGGCAGCUGCAGGAGGAGCGGCCGGAGCUGUCGGAGAGCGAGCUCACGCGCCUGCUGGCCCGCAUGUGGAAUGACUUGUCCGAGAAGAAGAAGGCCAAGUACAAGGCCCGGGAGGCAGCGCUGAAGGCCCAGUCGGAGAGGAAGCCGGGCGGGGAGCGCGAGGACCGGGCCAAGCUGCCAGAGUCGCCCAAGAGAGCCGAAGAGAUCUGGCAACAGAGCGUCAUCGGCGACUACUUGGCCCGCUUCAAGAACGACAGGGUGAAGGCCUUGAAAGCCAUGGAGAUGACCUGGAACAACAUGGAGAAGAAGGAGAAGCUCAUGUGGAUCAAGAAGGCAGCCGAAGACCAAAAGCGAUACGAGAGAGAGCUGAGCGAGAUGCGAGCACCCCCAGCGGCGGCAAAUUCAUCCAAGAAGAUGAAGUUCCAGGGAGAGCCGAAGAAGCCCCCCAUGAACGGUUACCAGAAGUUCUCCCAGGAGCUGCUUUCCAACGGGGAGCUCAACCACCUGCCGCUGAAGGAGCGCAUGGUGGAGAUCGGCAGCCGCUGGCAGCGGAUCUCACAGAGCCAGAAGGAGCACUACAAGAAGCUGGCCGAGGAGCAGCAGAAGCAGUACAAGGUGCACCUGGACCUCUGGGUGAAGAGUCUCUCUCCACAGGACCGGGCGGCGUAUAAAGAGUACAUCUCCAAUAAACGUAAGAGCAUGACCAAGCUGCGAGGCCCGAACCCCAAGUCCAGCCGGACUGCCAUGCAGUCCAAGUCGGAGUCCGAGGAUGAGGAUGAGGAGGAUGACGACGACGAGGACGAGGACGAAGAGGAGGACGAUGAUGAGAACGGGGACUCGUCCGAGGAUGGAGGGGACUCGUCCGAGUCCAGCAGCGAAGAUGAGAGCGAGGACGGGGACGAGAAUGAGGAAGACGACGACGACGAGGACGACGAUGAGGAUGACGACGAGGACGAGGACAACGAGUCUGAGGGCAGCAGCUCCAGCUCCUCCUCCUCGGGGGACUCGUCGGACUCAGACUCCAACUGAGGCUCGGCCCCUCGCGGGGCUCCCCUCCCCGCCUCACCUCCUCGGUUUCUCCCCCAUGUUCUGUCCCCUGCCCCGUGGCCCCUCCCCCACCUCCCACUUUUCUCUCUUUCUUUUUUAAAACACAAAAUCUGGUGGGGGCAGGGGCCGGUGGCACCCAGGCCUGGACUCCGCAGCCUCAGACACUUGGCCCUGGGCGGCCCCUCGAGCGGCCAUCAGACGGACCCACCGCCACGGCCUGGCCCACCCUCCCCGCAUGGACAGCGGCCUGGGCGUGGGCUGGGGGCCCAGAGCAUUGUGUGAGGCCCUCGGCACCUGCAGCCCGGCCCCGGGGAGGGUGGAAGCUUGGGGCGUGCCCCUUCCUCUCCCAAGGGGUGUGUGGCCCGGACCCUGACAUUGGAACUGGAGGCAGGGGGCCCACGGGGAGCGGAGGCGGGCGCCGCCCCACAGCCCUCUCCCCUGCGCCCUGCAGGAGGAAGCUGCCUGGACCCGCUGGGGAAGGGGCAGGAGUUUUUUAUAUAUGUGUAUGUAUAUAUUUUUUUUUUAAGCUCUGAGCUGUCAACGAGACGUUUCCUACCGA
This is a messenger RNA of Sorex araneus (European shrew), 3391 nucleotides long. It is a transcript of the gene UBTF, whose product is annotated as upstream binding transcription factor. Lineage: Eukaryota; Metazoa; Chordata; Mammalia; Eulipotyphla; Soricidae. The record is from RefSeq and is a predicted model, not a curated record. The coding region runs from base 520 to 2814 and encodes 764 amino acids. The transcript is spliced from 21 exons.